AUGCAAGACUCUUACAAGGAUAGGACUUCACUGAUGAAGGGCGCCAAGGACAUAGCCCGAGAGGUGAAGAAACAAACAGUCAAGAAGGUGAAUCAGGCAGUGGACCGGGCCCAGGAUGAAUACACGCAGAGGUCCUACAGUCGGUUCCAAGAUGAAGAGGACGAUGACUGUUCCCCGCCGGGAGAGACCUAUAGUGGGGAGGCCAAUGAUGAUGAAGGCUCCAGUGAAGCUACUGAGGGUCAUGAUGAAGAUGAGGAAAUCUAUGAAGGGGAGUAUCAGGGCAUCCCCCGUAUGAACCAAGGGAAGGACAGCAUUGUGUCAGUGGGGCAGCCCAAGGGCGAUGUGCACAAGGACCGGCAGGAGCUGGAGUCAGAGAGGAAAGCCGAUGAGGAAGAACUAGCCCAGCAGUAUGAGCUGAUAAUCCAAGAGUGUGGUCACGGCCGUUUCCAGUGGGCCCUUUUCUUUGUCCUGGGCAUGGCCCUGAUGGCGGACGGCGUGGAGGUGUUUGUUGUUGGCUUCGUGUUGCCCAGCGCGGAGACAGACCUAUGCAUUCCAAAUUCAGGAUCCGGAUGGCUAGGCAGCGUAGUAUACCUUGGCAUGAUGGCCGGGGCUUUCUUCUGGGGAGGACUGGCGGACAAAGUGGGAAGAAAGCAGUCUCUUCUGAUUUGCAUGUCUAUCAACGGAUUCUUCGCCUUCCUUUCUUCAUUUGUCCAGGGUUAUGAAUUCUUUCUCUUCUGUCGCUUACUUUCUGGAUUCGGGAUCGGAGGAGCCAUUCCCACGGUGUUCUCCUACUUUGCUGAAGUGCUGGCCCGAGAGAAGCGGGGGGAGCAUCUGAGCUGGCUCUGCAUGUUCUGGAUGGUUGGUGGCAUCUACGCCUCUGCCAUGGCCUGGGCCAUCAUCCCGUAUUAUGGAUGGAGCUUCAGCAUGGGGUCAGCUUACCAGUUUCACAGUUGGCGUGUGUUCGUGAUAGUCUGCGCGCUCCCCUGUGUCUCCUCGGUGGUGGCCCUCACAUUCAUGCCUGAAAGCCCACGGUUCUUGCUGGAGGUUGGAAAACAUGAUGAAGCGUGGAUGAUCCUGAAGUUAAUUCAUGACACAAACAUGAGAGCACGGGGUCAGCCUGAGAAAGUCUUCUCGGUCCACAGAAUCAAAACCCCCAAACAAAUAGAUGAGCUGAUUGAAAUUGAGAGUGACACAGGCACGUGGUACAGAAGGUGUUUUGUCCGGAUCCGCACGGAACUCUAUGGAAUUUGGUUGACUUUCAUGAGAUGUUUCAACUACCCCGUCAGGGAAAAUACAAUAAAGCUUACAAUUGUUUGGUUCACCCUGUCCUUUGGGUACUAUGGAUUAUCCGUGUGGUUCCCUGAUGUCAUUAAACAUCUGCAAUCGAACAUGUUGCCCAUUGAAAAGAUCGAGAGAGAGAAAUUUUCAAAUUUCAGUGUUAACUUUACAAUGGCAAAUCAGUUGCACACGGGAGCGGAAUACGACAACGGCAGGUUUCUAGGGAUGAAGUUCAAAUCUGUAACUUUCAAAGAUUCACUUUUUAAGGCCUGCAUCUUUGAGGAUGUGACUUCAGUCAACACCUACUUCAAGAACUGCACAUUUAUUGACACUGUUUUUGACAACACGGAUUUUGAGCCAUAUAAAUUCACUGAUAGCGAAUUUCAAAACUGCUCAUUUUUUCACAACAAGACGGGAUGCCAGAUUACCUUUGAUGAUGACUAUAGUGCCUACUGGAUUUAUUUUGUCAACUUCCUGGGGACAUUGGCCGUGUUGCCAGGGAACAUCGUGUCUGCUCUCCUGAUGGACAGAAUUGGGCGCUUAACGAUGCUAGGUGGCUCGAUGGUGCUUUCGGGGAUCAGCUGUUUCUUCCUCUGGUUGGGCAGCAGUGAGUCCAUGAUGGUAGGCGUGCUGUGUCUGUAUAAUGGAUUGACCAUCUCUGCCUGGAACUCUCUGGAUGUGGUCACUGUGGAACUGUACCCCACAGACCGCAGGGCGACAGGCUUUGGCUUCUUGAAUGCCCUGUGCAAAGCAGCGGCCGUCCUUGGAAACUUAAUAUUCGGCUCCCUGGUCAGCUUCACCAAAUCGAUCCCCAUUCUGCUGGCCUCCACCGUGCUGGUGUGUGGGGGACUGGUGGGCUUGCGCCUGCCCGACACACGAACCCAAGUCCUGAUGUGAUGGGGAACAAGCCGUCCGUAAUACUGCAUUUCUUUCUCCUGCCCUGUGUCGACCCUCCGGACUGACUCAAGGCUUCAGUUUGUUUGUUUGUUUUUUUUUUUUCAGAUCUCAAAAGGUGGUAAAAUAGCAGAACACUAACUCUUGCCGUGACUGAAAUGUAGAUGCAUACCAUCCUGCCCCUUAGAUGUGAGUGUGCAGUGUUUUUCAGGCCUUGUUCCCCUUCCGAACUGGGCUCCUCCCAGCUCCCAACAGUCAGUCAGCGGAAGCGUUGUUGAAGUGUCCUCGGCAGCCGGGCCUCCCUGAGAUCCCGCUCCCUGAAGGUUGAGGAGCCUAUGCUGCCCUAAGAAAUAGAUCCUGCCUCUGAUUUCACAUUCAUGGGAAAUAUAAGUUGGCAUAUUAUUGCAUUUGUGCUGAGGAGAGGGAUUCUUCUUCUUCUUUUUUUUUUUUUCAAACAGAGUGAUAUUUCCUGUUUACUUAGAAAAGGACACCCAGCUUAAUUCUUGCUGUUACAGCAGGGCCUUUCAAAGAAAACCAUGUGGCACCAAACGGAGCUGGGUGGGGCUCUUUUGAGGCCUGACAGAGAAGGUGGCUUUGCUGACAAGACAGAUAAAGGCCAUGCCCUGAGCAGCAAAGAUCUGAGCGAGCGGCACACGCCAGAUUUCUGCCCAGUUCCAGUCCUGAAAAAUCUGAGGAGGGAGUCGUGCUGGUAUCUGUGAUGCUGGCCUGGGGGCCAGAAUGUUAGAAGAUCAGAGAUCAGAGACAGGCUUCUGCCUCCGUUUACCCCCGUCUCCUCCCCACCCCCACCCCAGCUACCCUUGAUCUUGCCAGGGAGCAGGUUCCGAGCAAGAGAGCCGCUUUCCGAACCCUGGGUCUGCCUGCCUCAUUCUGCCCUUCAUCCGAACUGUGCUCAGUCUAGAGAUGGUCGGUCAUCUCCGUUGUUGUAAGCUGCAAAUGAGGAAGAAGCCCACCUCUAGAGGCGUUUGGAAAGGCAAAGUGCUGCCUCGAGGGCACCACCUUUCUGGGGGACGGCGCCCCCGCGCCCUUGACGCUGGGCUUUCUAGCUGGUAGCGCUGAAGUGGGUCUUCUUCCUCUAGCUUCCACUGGGCCCUGUGCUCCCGGCUGCCGGCUGUGUGGAACCCCAGCGGCUUAGUCCAAGCAAGGGGCCCUCUGGCAGACAAGGUGGUUUGGGGCUGCUUGCUUUACCUGUGGAAUCCUCCUGGACCUGGAAGACAGAGGUCAGCCGGACAUUCCCACGGGCUGUCGGCUUUGCGACCUUCUCACCCCUCAGGCCUGCCCCUCCUCCAGGCUCAUCCUUUUUAUGCACCUUUGAAAUCUGAAGCCUCCUUAUAGACUUGCAGCAGUGACCAGCAGCCAGGAAUAAAUCCCAUGUUAAAACAGUAUUCCUGUUUUUAACUCCGUCUUGUCAAAGGGUUAUCCUUGUUACUUAUUAUAGCAUUUCCAGCAGGCCGCAGCCCCGGGUCCCCGGGAAGGGAGAGCCCUUGUUUCCAAUAGCCAUUCCCUUCAAAGCCCCGUCCUGACCCCGAAGGCCCUCUGCCUCCUUCUCCCCUUCCUAAUGGUGCCCCUGGAGCUGCAGAGUGCAGAGUUCUGACUCUGUGAAACAUUUCUUUCAUGAACAUCGCCAUGAAUCGAUCGCCCCUUGAAGUCAUUCAGGUCUGUGAAGGGGGCAGCCUGGUGUGGGAGGCUGGCAGGAAGAGGGUGGUUCCCUGGGGCGGUCGGCUCAGGGCCAGAACAUCGGCAAAACGCCAACCCCAGGCUGCAAAGGUGGCAGGAAGAGGGAGAAUCAGACAAGACUAGAUGAGAUCUCUUAGGCUGAUGCCAGCAAAGCAGGGAAAGAAACGGAACUGCCUCUCACUUCUGCCUCUGUAGUAUUACUGGAGAACAAAGCUAGCAUUCACACAACCCGGGAAAGUACCUUGUAUAUUAUUCCUCCACGUGGAUUCAUUUCCCUACCUACCUACCCCUUGGUUCAUCUUCUUCAAAAAGGCGCAUAUGGGGACCCGAGCAGGGCUGUUUUAGUUGAACACAGCAUGUACAAUCACAGCUACCAAAGCAAGAUGUGUUUGUUCAUCAGCCCAUUCAGAAGCAAGAGAAAUGUGCAUGGAUGUCGUUGUCUCUAGUCUUCUUAACUUUCUGAAAGUUAAGAUAGUCCAGUAAGCCAAGUCCACUAUCAUAAAUGUCUCACGUGUCUGUUGUAGCCCUAAAUGUGUAGAAAGGCUCCCAAGCUGCAGAGCUUAGCAGAUGCAGAGUUUUAUUUGAACAUUGGCUGGGUCAGAAUGAGAUUAAAUGAGCAGAACCCCACUUGGUGAGACCUGACACCAUACAUUCCCUUCACAAGGGCCUUUCUUGGCCCUCCCGUCACCUGAUCCAAGCCUCCCAGGUGGCCCAAGAGGGAUCUAUUCUAAUCUCCUGGACAGUCUGUGGUCACAAACCUUCUUGGUCACCACCUUUUCCACCUUCCACGUAGUUUUCUCUGCUUCCUUUGCAUUGUUCCCAUCACCUUGAUUUUCUCUGAGAGAGCUCAGGUUGUUCCCGAAGUAUGUGGCAGGGCCUGUCUGGCUUGUUGUGGGGUUAGCUGGCUUAAGAUAGAGCCGUGCGAUUACGCAGGAGCUCAGCUCUGUCCGCGGAGCAGCCUGCCGGCGCCGGGACCUGCAACCAGCAUCUCAUUUCAUCCACAAAAGAAGAAAAACGAGAGUAUGUGCCAAAAGGGAAGCCUAGGAAACCGUUCCACUUGCUCCUGUAUUUCUGACUCCUUCUCUAUCCAAAAUGUCCUCCUCGCUCUUUGGAAUCAAUCCAGAAUGCCAAACCCAGAGGCCGGGGAUCACCUUACACCCAGAGUAGUGACCCUGGGAGAGAAGAUAGAUGGGCCCUAGCCGCCUCCUUAAUGCUGGACUCAUCUUCGCAAGCACCAAAUAGGUUUAGUCUAGGAACGGACAAAUUAGCAAGUAGGCAGGUUGUUUGGGAAGCCCCUAGGAAUAGGCCAGAAAACAUAGUUCCGAUGUUGUGUGUGCUGCCCGCUUCUUAGGAUCCUGAACAUUAUCUCCACUCAGUGCUGGUUUGACAGUUAUCAUUGCCUGCUCGGGAAAGGGACCCACCCCGCCACAUGGACACGGUUAGAAGACUCUCUGGUCACCAUGCUGUCACCAAGGCUGUGUCCUGUAGCUGUCCCGACUCUUUUCUCCCUUUUGUUCUUGAAAUAGGAAGACCUAGGGCUGCAGAAACUGAGUCUUGAUACCACCUAAGUUGGCAAAGGCACCUUCAUUUACAAAUUUACUCACCAAAGCAGACUGCAGGUGUGCACCAAAACCUGCUUCGCUGCUUCUCUGCAUGUCUUUAGAUAUCAUGGGAGAGGUGGGGAAAGCAAUGUAGUGUCAGAGAGAGUCCAAGCUACCGCAGAGAAGGUUCCAGUGAAGGGCACACUGGAGCCUUUCUAAACCCUGGGAUCAUUUCAGAGUCACUUCGCGGGCAUACCUUUUGAUUCCCUCUGCCAACCAAAAUAGAAUAUGACAGUCUCCAGUCUUUUCGAUUUAAUAUCAAAAUGGCCCUUAUCUCUUUCUUCAUCUGUUCAAUGCACUAAAGGCUCUGAAGUCGGAAAUGUCUGAAUUUGGCUUUUACCUGGUAUCCUAGUAAGACAAGUGGUUGGUUGUUAAGGUGCACACUGGCUGUAUAUUUGGUUUUCCUCUAACCCCCAUGUCAUGCUGACCUUGGUUCAGUGACCAAAGCUACAGAAACACAAGUUAUGUGGCAACAACAGAAAGAACUCUACACCCCAGGGCACUCAGAUGAACUAUACAUUUCUUACGGUUUUCGUUUCUGCCAAACAAUGUAUGUUUUGAGAAAAGCUUUCCUCGCAGUGUGUAGGACGUAGACAAAAGAAAAUUCUCAUUGUCCCCUAGCCAUGCGCGUCCGUUCAUUGUCCCGGGUACGGAGUGCCAGUUCUGCGUGUGACGUUCUCUUGCCCCAUCCCUCCUAUCAGCAGCGUCCCGCCCACCAGACACAGCUUUGCCAGAGCUUUCGUGGCUCUUUCUCCAACAAUACCUAGGUCUCAGUAAUCCCAGGCUUCUGAGUUACAAGGAUACAGUUCGUGGAUCCGUCUAGGCCCUUGUUUAAGGCCGGCGAGGCUGGGUGGGGCAAAGAGGGGGCCAGAGCGUUGCCUGAUCUCUUGUCCUUUCAUGUGAUUAUGCAGUACACAUUGAUGGAGCUCUUCCCUGUGCUGGCUUGAAAGCCACUAGUGAACGCUUUGCAGGACUUGAGUGAAGGCAGAGGAAAUGGGCAUGAAAGAGAAAACAGCAGUAAUGGGGUCUCACAUGGAAGCCCCCGCCCUAAAAGCACCAAAUGUUGUUUUCCCAAAUUUAAAAGAAGCCCUAGCCUACGGUGGGCAGUCGAGAAACAACUCAGGCAUUGGGACUAGUGACGGGAGGAGAAGGCCCCUCAGUUUCUCGGCCUUCCUUGGAGGGACUGCUAACUAAUCCUUGGGAAAUGAGAGAGGAAGGCACACAUGCUGUUGCUGUGAAUGCCUCGGCAUGAAGUCGCCCUGAGGUAUUACUCAAGGAAAGGUAGCAGCCGCAAAGAUAGCCCCUUCUCCGUAGAGACGCUGGCUUUUAAAGUCCCGGAGUUCUUUCCGUGGUGGCCCGAGAGGAGAGGUGGGGGCUGGGAAGUCUGGCCCAGAGCGGAGUCAGCGCCCCGCCUCAGCGGCGGCCCCGUCCCCUGGCCUCAGCUUCCAGAGCUGUUUCCUUUCUGAUUCUGAAGACUGGCGUCCACUGUCUUUGCAGACAGGCUGGAGACGCUUUGCCCCCUCUCUCCUCGGCAGAUAAGCUCCCCAGAAAACAGGUUCUGGCCGUUAGUGGCCUGAGCUUUUCGGAUUUCAGUUCAAAACCAGUGCAGAGCUGUUGCAAAGUGUCUUGAAGCCCCAAGGACCUUUGGGGCUCUGGGGCCUGAGAGGAAGCAGAGCAGAGAGAGUAAUUGGUGUGGACCCCCCUCCCCUAUGGGAGCCCCGAUUUCCUCUUUCACCCACAAACCCUCUCCUCCUUAGCUCCCUGUGGUGGUACACACUCACUUCCUUUCUUUCCCAUCUAUUCUUCUUCCUCCUUGCCUCCUCUGGUCACCUCUUGACUCCAGCCGCGUACAGAGGCCAGGCCAAGCUUUCCUGGCACACUUGGGACUGAAGGGUGCGCCCAUCCGUGCCUCUGGUGGAGGCCCAAAGGGUGAAGAAGGUGUUGAAUGGCAGUGGGUGCGGGGAGUCUAAGCUCCAGACUGUAGGGGUUGACACAGUUCCCUGAACCAGAGAUUUCUGGCUGCUUCUCUCUCCCGUGCAUGAUGAGAUGGCCACCAUUGGCAUGGGAUCCGAGAGAGGCCCAUUUCUGGAGCAGAAAUCUGAGACCUUAGCAUUGGACUCCCAAAAGAAAGACGAGGUAGCCCGCAGCAAGGCUCUCGGAAUUCAUUGACCCCUGGGAGGUAGAGGCUCUGCUCGGUGCCAAAGGCUGGGGGCUUCCUAGUCUGACUUAAAUGCUGACAUUGCAGAGGCUGCCCACUCUCUGCCUAUACCCUGCCAGUCAGGCUCCCCUUAGAGCCAAGAGUGCCCAAAACUAGGAGGAGGAGAAAGCAGCCCUCGGCCC
Messenger RNA from Zalophus californianus (California sea lion), 7808 nucleotides. RefSeq names its product synaptic vesicle glycoprotein 2C (gene SV2C). Gene Ontology annotation, molecular function: transmembrane transporter activity. The record is from RefSeq and is a predicted model, not a curated record. The transcript is spliced from 12 exons. The coding region runs from base 1 to 2175 and encodes 724 amino acids. Lineage: Eukaryota; Metazoa; Chordata; Mammalia; Carnivora; Otariidae. Gene Ontology annotation, cellular component: membrane. Gene Ontology annotation, biological process: chemical synaptic transmission; transmembrane transport.